Molecule: messenger RNA, 3348 nt
Organism: Aplysia californica (California sea hare)
Lineage: Eukaryota; Metazoa; Mollusca; Gastropoda; Aplysiida; Aplysiidae
Product: serine/arginine repetitive matrix protein 2
Exons: 6
Coding region: 171-1601 (476 amino acids)
Source: RefSeq, a predicted model, not a curated record
CUUCUCCCUUCCCUUCCUCCGUCCCUUCCCCCCUCUCCUUCCCUCUCCCACUGCUCAAGUAGUUUUAAGAUAUAUACAAACGUUUAUGUCCACUUUUUUCUCACUUGUUCUGUUGAGAUAUUACAGAAAUUCAAACUGCUUAUCCCCCCCCCCCUUCCCUCCCCCUUGUGAUGUGUCAGGAGUUGAAGGCAGAGCUGGAGAAGUUGCGGGAGGAGCACGUGUACAUCCAGGGCAAGUACCUCUCCGUGUCGGAGGCAGGCCAGAAACACUUCACCAAAGCCAAGCAGCUGGAGGAAGCCAACGCUAAACUCAUCAGCCGGAGCAAAUACCUGAAAACCCUUUUAAAAGAAGAGAAAGAAAAAAGUUCUGCGAAGUCUUCAGGUGUGGAUGCCGCAGCCAAGACGGAUGUAGAUGGUGCAGUUAAGAUGGAUGUGGAUGCUGCAACUAAGACAAAUGCUGACGGCACGUCUUCGUCUAGGAUAGGUGUGAAUGGUACGAUGAAGAUAGGUGUGGAUGGAACGGCUAAGAUGGGUGUGGAUGGCACAACAUCUACAACAAGUGUGAAUAUUACCUCCAGGACAAAUGUGGAUGGUUUUGUUAGGACUGGAGGACAAGGGACGUCUGGGUGUCAGAAUGCUGGAACUAACAAGGAGGGGAGAUUACCGGUUCCAGGGAUGUCUGUACACGUGGCUACUUCGUCUAGAACCACUGUUGAAUGUACCGGUCUGAGAACUCCAGGCUCUGCUUCCAGGCUACGCAUUGAUCUCAAGAGAACACAAAGUUCUCCCGCUCUCCAAAGGUUUGGCUCGUCUGGGAAAAAACCUUUGCUCACGUCCAGCAGUCGUAGAGAGCUUGUGUUGUCAGCUCAUAAGGAGCAGCCAGCCUCUAACGGUAAAGAGACAAAGACCUCACCUCCCAACAGACAGCAGAGUUCCUCUAGCCGAACACAGCUGCCAGCGUCCAGUGGUAAAGAGCCCAAGACGUCAACUCACGAUAGAUUGAAGAAUUCCUCUAGCCGGACGGCACAGCUGCCAGCCUCCCCACCGAGCGCAGACACAGCGGGGCCGUCACAGAUCAGGAAAACGGUGUCCUCCUCCAAGCUGUUGACGAAAACUCCCGGUGUCAAACUGUCCCCUCGCGUGACACGAGGCUCGACCGCUCGACGGACCCGGGACAAGCCAGAACAACCAGCAGACCACGCAAAGCCUACAAUAAGAGAGGAAAUAGCAGCAGCGGAGAUUGGACCCCCACGCGUUACGCGGCGCUCCCUGGGCAAACGACAGUCGAUGGACGGGCCCGGGCCUGAUGGGGCCGGGGGCAAGAAAAGUAAACUGUCGCUGGCCGAACCGGACCCAGAACCUGCAGCAACCAAAGGAGGGCGGGGCUCAAAACUUCCUCUACCCAGGACCGCACGGGCUAAGAAAGAUAUGUCUUCCUGUGGAACAGCGCUGGCGACCAUCACCAACAGUCCCAAGAAAGUGGCGCCGAGAGGGAAGGCCGGACCCAGCGGUCUGCUACGUCUCAACAAAACUCCGCAGCGCAAACUUCCCGUGAGACAGGAGGCUCAGGACGAGGGGGCAGGGGAGUGCACCACGCAGUAGAAGGGGAGACAAUUCUUCUUGUACUGUGCCAGCCGCGGGGGAAACAUGCCAAGUGACCUGAAUGAUUAUUUAUUGAAUUGUGCCUGAAUGAUUUCCAUUAGUCCAUUUGUAAUUAUAGUCAUUUUCACAUGAAUCAUGAAUGAGAGAGUGUAGCAAUUGUACAUCAGCUUUUUAACUUCUGCCGUGGUCACAAGAAUGAGAGAGAGAGAAAAAAGUAAUUUUGUAGUUCAGUUUUGUAACUACUACCAUGGUCACUAGAAUGAGAGAGAGAGAGAAAAGUAAUAUUGUAGUUCAGUUUUGUAACUACUACCAUGGUCACAAGAAUGAGAGAGAGAGAGAGAGAGAGAGAAAAAAGUAAUAUUGUAGUUCAGUUUUGUAACUACUACCAUGGUCACAAGAAUGAGAGAGAGAGAGAGAGAGAGAGAAAAAAAAGUAAUUUUGUAGUUCAGUUUUGUAACUACUACCAUGGUCACUAGAAUGAGAGAGAGAGAGAGAAAAGUAAUAUUGUAGUUCAGUUUUGUAACUACUACCAUGGUCACAAGAAUGAGUGAGUGAGAGAGAGAGAGAAAAUUAAUAUUGUAGUUCAGUUUGGUCAUGGUCACAAAAAUGAGAGAGAGAGGCAGAGAAAAAAGCAAUUGUGGUGGUUGUUUUGUAACUACUACUGUUGUUUCAUGAAUGAAAGAGUGUUGCAAUUAUUGUUCAGUUUUGUAACUCCUGCCUUUUGUUUCAUGAGUGAGAAUGCAGUAAUUAUUGUUCAGUUUUGUCAUCAUUAUCAUUAUCACAUGUAUGAAAAGAGUGAAACUACUGCCAUUGUUUCAUGAAUAAGAAAGUAUAACAAUUGUAGUUUGUUUUGUCAUUAUUAUCAUUGUCACAUGAAUGAAAGAGUGCGGAACUUCUGCCAUUGUUUCAUGAAAGAGUGAGUGUAACAGUUGUAGUUCAGUUUUGUAAUUAUUAUCAUUGUCACAUGAAUGAAAGAGUGCGGAACUUCUGCCAUUGUUUCAUGAAAGAGUGAGUGUAACAGUUGUAGUUCAGUUUUGUAAUUAUUAUCAUUGUCACUUGUAUGAAAGAGUGUGGAACUAUUGCUGUUGUUUCAUGAAUGAGAGUGUAGCGACUAUAGUUUAUACUGCUGCCAUACUUAUUCAUUCACUGCUCAAUAAUUGAGAAUAAAUGUACCACAAACUAACCCACCAGACACUCCAUUACAACCCACCUGGCAAAUAUUCUCAUGGUCGUUUGACAAAGACUCGGCAGAGCUCUCUAAGCAGAGUAUUCCUUCGCUGUCAUUCAACAUUGUAAUGUGUCAAAAUCUUUAAAAAAUUAAAAUUGAAUACCCGUAUGUUAUAGAGUUUAAGGGGCGCGUCAAUUGGUUCUAGUCUUAUUCCUCUUCUCAAGAGAGUAAAGGAGUUAGACGAAUUAAACAUUUUGUAUUCACAAAGUGUUCUGUCCAAAAUAAAACUUUUUUGCUUCUCCAGAAUGCCUCAUAUUCUGACAUUUGACAUUGAUGAAUGACAGGGUUAGUUUGUGCUUGAGAGCUCCGGUCUUUGGUCUGAAUGACCUCAUUACUUUUUUCUUCCAAGAAUUACUCGAUGCAUCACUAAUGAUAGUGGUCUCUAAUUUGUUUGCUUUGAGCAAAUUUUAUGUGUACAUAUUAUUUUCCUUUGGUAUUUUUAGUUUGUAUUCAUAUACAUUUUAUGUGCAUUAUUCAACCUUUUAAAGAUAUUUGUGAGAUAAAAAUCAUACAAAUUUA